AUGCUUUAUGGCCCUCCUACCACCACCCUCUCUUCACCACCACCCUCUCUUCACCACCACCCUCUCUUCACCACCACCCUCUCUUCACCACCACCCUCUCUUCACCACCACCCUCUCUUCACCACCACCCUCUCUUCACCACCACCCUCUCUUCACCACCACCCUCUCUUCACCACCACCCUCUCUUCACCACCACCCUCUCUUCACCACCACCCUCUCUUCACCACCACCCUCUCUUCACACCACCCUCUCUUCACCACCACCCUCUCUUCACCACCACCCUCUCUUCACCACCACCCUCUCUUCACCACCACCCUCUCUUCACCACCACCCUCUCUUCACCACCACCCUCUCUUCACCACCACCCUCUCUUCACCACCACCCUCUCUUCACCACCACCCUCUCUUCACCACCACCCUCUCUUCACCACCACCCUCUCUUCACCACCACCCUCUCUUCACCACCACCCUCUCUUCACCACCACCCUCUCUUCACCACCACCCUCUCUUCACCACCACCCUCUCUUCACCACCACCCUCUCUUCACCACCACCCUCUCUUCACCACCACCCUCUCUUCACCACCACCCUCUCUUCACCACCACCCUCUCUUCACCACCACCCUCUCUUCACCACCACCCUCUCUUCACCACCACCCUCUCUUCACCACCACCCUCUCUUCACCACCACCCUCUCUUCACCACCACCCUCUCUUCACCACCACCCUCUCUUCACCACCACCCUCUCUUCACCACCACCCUCUCUUCACCACCACCCUCUCUUCACCACCACCCUCUCUUCACCACCACCCUCUCUUCACCACCACCCUCUCUUCACCACCACCCUCUCUUCACCACCACCCCCUCCAGGAUUAUAGAACAGACUCGGCCCCUCCUUCAGUAGGCAUCCUCCGUACUGUUGCAAGGCUCGAUAUCCGGGCAUUCCGAGCGGAGCAAGCCCAUACCAAACUCGAACAGGGGUUAAAGUCUGUCCAAGAUGAUUUGAAACGAACAACCGAUGAAUUAGAACAAGUUACUCGGUUAGCGGACAUUUUCUACGAUCUCAGCCAGAGGUUGGGUGCGGUUGUGGACUACUUACUUCGGGAACGUGGGGCAUCAGAGAGCGGUUGUGAUCAACAAUCAGCUAAAUCGAUCCUCGAUUCUAUCAUGGAGUCAGAGAAAGCGGGGGACGUGGGCGGAAAGGACAAGGCUGUCUCGGAAAAUGCUAAGGCCAAGGUACCGGAUAGCUGA
This is a messenger RNA of Penicillium oxalicum, 1248 nucleotides long. RefSeq lists its product as uncharacterized. The record is from RefSeq and is a predicted model, not a curated record. Bases 1 to 1248 code for a protein of 415 amino acids. NCBI's taxonomy places the organism in Eukaryota, Fungi, Ascomycota, Eurotiomycetes, Eurotiales, Aspergillaceae. The transcript is spliced from 2 exons.